UGGGAGGAGGCUGCUCGGCCCCCGGGAUCCUCGCGGCGACUUUGCCCAGUAGAAAUAGAUAUGAUUGUAGGAAAAGAUCGGGAAGGUUUCUUUACCAACGGUUUGACUCUUGGCGCAAAGAAGUGCUCAGUGAUCAGAGACAGUCUGUAUGUGGAUGGUGACUGCACAAUGGACAUCAGGACAAAGAGUCAAGGUGGGGAGCCAACAUACAACGUUGCAGUGGGCAGAGCUGGCAGAGUCUUGGUCUUUGUAAUGGGAAAAGAAGGGGUCCAUGGAGGCGGCUUGAAUAAGAAGGCAUACUCAAUGGCAAACAUUGGUUAUAGUCAUGGGAAAGGAAGGUGUCCACGGAGGCACACUUAACAAGAAAGCAUAUGAACUCGCU
Molecule: messenger RNA, 382 nt
Organism: Myotis brandtii (Brandt's bat)
Lineage: Eukaryota; Metazoa; Chordata; Mammalia; Chiroptera; Vespertilionidae
Gene: PFN2
Product: profilin 2
Exons: 4
Coding region: 61-360 (99 amino acids)
Biological process (GO): positive regulation of actin filament bundle assembly; regulation of actin filament polymerization; actin cytoskeleton organization
Cellular component (GO): cytoplasm
Molecular function (GO): actin binding
Source: RefSeq, a predicted model, not a curated record